AUGUCUCUCAAAGCUCUAACUCUUCCAAAGUCUUUGUCCGACCCAGAUAAGUGGGACAAACUCGUUGACCAGUACAAAGAAUUCCGAUUGCUCUCACUGCAACUAUCCCCCGAGUCAUUCGGCUCAAACUAUGCGCGCGAAGCCGAAUUCACAAAGGAUAUAUGGGAAGCCCGUCUGAGCAACCCACUCGCAUCUAGUAUCAUUAUCAUCUCCGACCCAAAUCCAGGCUCAGUUGACGACCUCACGCUGAUUCUGAACCAACCAUGGCAAGCAUCGCUUAUUCUGUAUGGCCCACUCGAAGCCAAGACAGCGGCUAAAACAUGGGAAGAUCUACAGAAGUUCGAACCCGGAAACACUUAUUUUGGUCCGAUUGCGGAUGAGAUCGAGUCUGCUUACGUCCUCAAUGCGAUUUACGUUCCUCCGUCUCAGAGGCGCAAGGGCUUGGCGAACAAGCUGAUCGAGUACGCCAAGGAAGUCGCAGUCAGACAAAAUGAGGGCAAAAAGGUUAUGCUGGUUCUUCUGGUCAAUUUCAACUCUGUCGCGGCUAUGAAAUGCUACGAGAAGUCGGGAUUUGAAAUCGUGCACGAUUACUGGUUCGAUGAUCCAAAUGCUUCUGGAACAACUCGAGGUCAUGCAGCUGUGAUGAGAUUGGAUGUCGGCGGGAAUGAUUCUUGA
This is a messenger RNA of Fusarium tjaetaba, 675 nucleotides long. Its product is annotated as gnat family protein. NCBI's taxonomy places the organism in Eukaryota, Fungi, Ascomycota, Sordariomycetes, Hypocreales, Nectriaceae. Bases 1 to 675 code for a protein of 224 amino acids. The record is from RefSeq and is a predicted model, not a curated record. Gene Ontology annotation, molecular function: acyltransferase activity, transferring groups other than amino-acyl groups. The transcript has a single exon.